AGCCCAUAACUAGCUCUGCCUCAGAGACCCCGGGAUAUCUUUGGAGGCUUCUCCCCUCCCCCAGGCUGUGGCUAUAAAGCUUCUCUGUCCCUGACUCACAGCAACUGUUCCAGCCUCAAUCAAACCCUCGUGCUUUACCGAAGCCUCAGCCCCAGGUUACUCCAACAAUGUCAGACACAGAGGAGCAGGAUUAUGAGGAGGAACAGCAGGAAGAAGAGGAGGCCGCCGAGGAGGAGGAGGAGGCCCCCGAGGAGUCGGAGCCGGUCGCAGAGCGAGAAGAGGAGCGACCCAAACCCAGCAGGCCUGUGGUGCCUCCACUGAUCCCUCCAAAGAUCCCCGAGGGAGAGAGAGUUGAUUUCGAUGACAUCCACCGAAAACGCAUGGAGAAGGACCUGCUGGAGCUGCAGACACUCAUCGACGUGCACUUUGAGCAGAGGAAGAAGGAGGAGGAGGAGCUCGUGGGGCUGAAGGAUCGGAUAGAACGCCGAAGAGCAGAGAGAGCAGAGCAACAGCGGUUCCGGACUGAGAAGGAGAGAGAGCGCCAAGCCAAGCUGGCGGAGGAGAAGAUGAGGAAGGAGGAGGAAGAGGCCAAGAAGCGGGCUGAAGACGAUGCCAAAAAAAAGAAGGUCCUGUCCAAUAUGGGGGCCCACUUUGGGGGCUACCUGGUCAAGGCUGAGCAGAAGCGUGGGAAACGCCAGACAGGGCGGGAGAUGAAACAGAGGAUUCUGUCUGAGCGGAAGAAACCCCUGAAUAUCGACCACAUGGGGGAGGAACAGCUCAGGGAGAAGGCCCGUGAGCUGUCCGACUGGAUUCACCAGCUGGAGUCGGAGAAGUUUGACCUCACAGAGAAACUUAGGCAGCAGAAGUAUGAGAUCAAUGUUCUCUACAACCGAAUCAGCCACGCCCAGAAGUUCCGGAAGGGGGCCGGCAAAGGCCGGGUUGGUGGCCGCUGGAAGUGAGCCUUCCGUCUGACGACAAGGGACCUGAAGAGAGGAUCACGGCGGCCCCUCCCAUCUUGCCCAGUUGGUCAUGGCCCCUGAGAUACCCCCAGUUCUGUGACCCUGCAAACACGCCCUGCCCUCACCCAUACCUCCAGCUUCUUGCCUGAAAUUCUGGAAUAAAUAGUCCUGGGCAGUCA
This is a messenger RNA of Phascolarctos cinereus (koala), 1138 nucleotides long. RefSeq names its product troponin T1, slow skeletal type (gene TNNT1). Gene Ontology annotation, cellular component: troponin complex. Gene Ontology annotation, molecular function: troponin T binding; tropomyosin binding. The record is from RefSeq and is a predicted model, not a curated record. Gene Ontology annotation, biological process: regulation of muscle contraction; slow-twitch skeletal muscle fiber contraction; sarcomere organization. NCBI's taxonomy places the organism in Eukaryota, Metazoa, Chordata, Mammalia, Diprotodontia, Phascolarctidae.